This is a messenger RNA of Acaromyces ingoldii, 534 nucleotides long. RefSeq lists its product as hypothetical. The transcript has 2 exons. Lineage: Eukaryota; Fungi; Basidiomycota; Exobasidiomycetes; Exobasidiales; Cryptobasidiaceae. The record is from RefSeq and is a predicted model, not a curated record. The coding region runs from base 1 to 534 and encodes 177 amino acids.
AUGAGGUUUCUCAAAGUCUUGCUUUUUUCCAUCGUAAUCUUCGCUACCUUUGCUACCGCUUUGGACAAGAGGGGAGACACACCUUCCGACGGCUCUACCUUUGACUGGAGCACGGUGUCCGACAUCGAGCGCGGGAAGUGGCCCUCUGAUGCCAGAGCAUGGUGGAGCCCAUGGAUCACUCGGCACCGGAAGAUCCUCAUCUUGGAACACGAGCUCAACAGAUUGAGGAAGACUGGUGAUGCUGGCCCAGGACAGCAUCCUAAGGGGAGGUUUCGUCAAAUCGUUGAGCAGAAAAUCUUGAAGAGAAAAGGAAGGGCUGUAGUUCAGCCAGAUGAAAGCCAAACCGGAUUCAAGAGCAAGGCGAGACGACGUCUUGCAUUCCAGGAGAGUGAAGAUGACGACGAGGACGACGGCGAAAGAACCGCUCGAGCAACUGCGAUGACGACAACGAUUGGCGAGCAGAACCGAGUUGAGAACAGAAACGGCCCUCGGCGGCUGCAGCGGGCGCGUAGCAUCGCGAGUAUGCAAAUGUAA